Messenger RNA from Alexandromys fortis (reed vole), 3005 nucleotides. RefSeq names its product peptidase M20 domain containing 2 (gene Pm20d2). The record is from RefSeq and is a predicted model, not a curated record. The transcript has 7 exons. Gene Ontology annotation, molecular function: dipeptidase activity. NCBI's taxonomy places the organism in Eukaryota, Metazoa, Chordata, Mammalia, Rodentia, Cricetidae. The coding region runs from base 380 to 1675 and encodes 431 amino acids.
ACUUUGGAAGAAAACGAGUGCAUGACUUCUUGAAUUUCUUCAUCAGAUAACUCAGACCUGCUAUGAUAUGAACAAAAGCUGUUAUUGUCAAUCAAAUUUUUAGAUUAAAAACUUGUCAGAUACAGUUCUUUUUCUUAGGAGGAGUUUAAACCCCAGCUCCACGCCCAGCCUGGAGGUGGAGCUGCAUGGCAACUCCUAGCCUGGAAGGUUCCAGUUAGGGUUAGUGGGACGCAGGUGCCAAAACCACUGCUUGCCACCGAAGCCACCACUCGCUGCCGAGGCGCCGAGCGUUGCCGAGGACUGACGAGGACCGCCGAGUGUUUCCGAGGGCCUCCGAGCGCUGACGAACCUGGCUGAGAGCUGACCUGGGUAGAGCGCCAUGGGUCCCGUGAUUGAGCGGCCGGCCGAGGCGGGCGCGAGCGGCGUCGCCGAGCUGGAGCGGCUGAAGCAGCGCGCGGCGGAGCGCAUCGACGAGGCGGCCGAGCGCCUGGGCGCGCUGAGCCGCGCCAUCUGGAGCGCGCCCGAGCUGGCCUACGAGGAGCAGCGCGCGCACGGCGAGCUCACGCGCUUCUUCGAGCGCGAGCCUCCGGCGGGGUCGUGGGCUGUGCAGCCGCACUUCCGGCUCCCCACCGCCUUCCGUGCCGAGUGGGCGCCGCCGGAGGCCGCCACGGGGCCCGGCGCGCUGCAGCUGGCCUUCCUGUGCGAGUACGACGCGCUGCCCGCCCUGGGCCACGCCUGCGGUCACAACCUCAUCGCCGAGGUCGGGGUGGCUGCUGCUCUGGGCCUGCGGGCUGCCCUCGAGGGCGUCGCCGCGCCACCGCCUGUCAAGGUCAUUGUCUUGGGAACCCCUGCAGAAGAAGAAGGUGGUGGCAAAAUCGAUUUAAUUGAAGCAGGUGCUUUUAAAGAUCUCGAUGUUGUUUUUAUGGCUCAUCCAUCUCAAGAGGAUGCCGCCUAUCUACUGGACGUGGCCGAGCAUGACGUUACUGUGAAAUACUAUGGGAAGGCGUCUCAUGCUGCUGCUUACCCCUGGGAGGGAGUGAAUGCCUUAGAUGCUGCAGUCCUUGCCUAUAACAACCUCUCUGCAUUAAGACAACAGAUGAAACCGACCUGGAGACUUCAUGGUAUAAUAAAAAAUGGUGGCGUAAAGCCCAACAUCAUCCCCUCUUACUCUGAAUUAAUCUAUUACUUCCGUGCACCCUCAAUGAAAGAGCUUCAGGGUCUGACCAAAAGGGCAGAAGAUUCCUUCAGAGCUGCUGCUUUGGCUACAGGCUGCACAGUGGAAAUUAAAAGUGAAGCGCACGAUUAUUACAAUGUCCUUCCCAAUAAGACACUGUGCAGUGCAUAUGUGGAGAAUGGGAAGAAGCUGGGCAUAGACUUCAUCUCAGAAGAUGCGGUACUGAAUGGCCCUUCAGGCUCUACUGAUUUUGGAAAUGUCAGCUUUGUGGUUCCUGGGAUUCACCCUUAUUUUUACAUUGGGACCGAUGCCUUGAAUCAUACGGAACAGUACACGGAAGCUGCAGGAUCACAAGAAGCUCAGCUGUACACCUUGCGUACAGCCAAAGCUCUGGCCAUGACUGCACUGGACGUCAUCUUUAAACCUGAGUUGCUGGAGGGAAUCAGAGAGGAGUUUAAAUCGAAGCUUCAAGAAGAACAGCUUUUAAACACACCAGCAUAGAAGGAGUGCUUAGGGACUCAGGAAGCAUUAAGUUUUGGUUGUUUUACCGCUAAUACUUUUUCAGUGCAAGAGAGAAUACUUGUUUCUCAGUUGUGGUAAGUGACUAUAGUGAAGGCCCUAAUGGAGUUUGUGGUCCUUCAGACAUUGGUCUGUGAUGACAUGUGAGUCUAUAACAUGGUAGUGUCUUUUGUAUAGCUUUACAAACCCCACAGGUUUCAACACGUAACAUUGUGAACGGUGUUCAGAGAAGUGAUAUCUUCUCAGCAGUUCAAAGUUGGGGGAGUUUGAGUCUAACUGUAUCUGGUUUGGUCUAGAGAAAAACUUAAACAGGUGCCUGUAGGACACACCUAGAAUCUACAGCACAAAGAAUUAUCUUUACUUUAACAUUGUUUUGAAAAAGAAAAUAUUCUUUAUUUGCAUGUAAUUACUCCAAGGAGUGGCAUAGGAGCAGUGUAACAGCCAGCAACAGGAGAAGUGACAGAAAAGCAGGUGGGCCCUUCUAUGGGGAGGCUGCCGUGUGAGAGAGGAGGUCAGACUGGGUGUGUGCUGGUCUCCAGGGUCCUGCACUGUGCACACCACCCAGCAGCCUCCCGCCCCACAGCAGCCCCCUAAGCCCCUGCUGGCCCGGUGGCAGUAAACGUGAAAAGGUGGUGACUUAACUAAGUUUGUGGCCUUCUCUCUGGACUGCUCGCUUUCUGCCUUUGUGUCACUAGAGCAUUCUGGGAAAGCCAGGAUUUUACCUAGAAAUUUGAGACAUUCAGUGGUUGUCAGUAAAAUCACUGGCAAUAAUAAUCCUGGAAAAGAGGGAGAAAGUCACAUAAAGCCACCAGUAUCUCAUGAUUCUUACUUGGCAUACAUUUCUCUGUUUCAGACAGGUGUUUCCUUCUGCUCCUCCCUCCUCCCUUUCUAGCUGCAGUCCUGCUGCCCUGCCCUGUAGAGUGAGCUCCUGCACAUGAUUAGAGAUGUAAACCGCUGGUGAGACAAACCCUUAGGCACAAGAGAGAGAGCUUGGGUGUGGGACCCAAAUAGAGCUGAGCUCCUUUAUGCAUCACGUGCACUGCCACGUACACAUAGCUGGAAGUGCCCAGUGCUUUUAGUGUGCCUGAGAUUUAACAGACCUCUUUAUCCAGGGCAGUUGUGCAGUUAUCUGCCUGCUCAUACCACUAAAAAGGUUUGAAUUUUGAAGCAUUUUGGAUUUGAGGUCAGGUGUGUUCAACUUGUACUAUUACUAGUAAGUUGCUAUGUAUUCUAUGACUGUAGCUAAUAUUUAGCUUGCCUCAAAAUUUUUAAACAGAUUUUUAGACUUAAUAAAUUUUCUUUAUUGAAUGAA